CUUCGACCUUGCAUCUCAAUCUCACUCUAGAUUGGGAAAGGCUGGCAAGUAGAUAACAUCAUCCGAAACGACAGAUGCUUGCACCUAUAUGCAAGAUUGAACAGGAAAAAAGAAACCAAAAGCACCACCUGAAAAUAAGCAGGUUUCAAGCACUUUUAACAGCAGUCGCAAACAUCCAGCAGCGAAUAAUGCUGGGCGUAUCGUUUUACAAACACCUGGAUCAGGUGGGGCGAAAGCUUUCAGCAGGGCCUACAUGGUGGGUCGGCAUAGUAUUGUGUCACGAGUUAUGGUACGCAGCAAUGGGCAUACUGAGUGUGGUAAAGUGGCUUGACCUAUCAAAGUAGAAAUAGACAAAAGGAAGAGGUCUAUAUACAGAACGUAUGUGAUAUACAUGUGAUAUAGCACGUGACAAGGAGUUUGUGGACUGCGGUUCCUAUCCCCGUUACGUGACACAUCGCGAGAUCAA
Molecule: messenger RNA, 466 nt
Organism: Colletotrichum acutatum
Lineage: Eukaryota; Fungi; Ascomycota; Sordariomycetes; Glomerellales; Glomerellaceae
Exons: 1
Coding region: 75-344 (89 amino acids)
Source: RefSeq, a predicted model, not a curated record